This is a messenger RNA of Ylistrum balloti, 3508 nucleotides long. RefSeq names its product translation initiation factor eIF-2B subunit epsilon-like. The record is from RefSeq and is a predicted model, not a curated record. Lineage: Eukaryota; Metazoa; Mollusca; Bivalvia; Pectinida; Pectinidae. Gene Ontology annotation, biological process: biosynthetic process. Gene Ontology annotation, molecular function: translation initiation factor binding; guanyl-nucleotide exchange factor activity; translation initiation factor activity. The transcript has 16 exons. Bases 1 to 2064 code for a protein of 687 amino acids. Gene Ontology annotation, cellular component: eukaryotic translation initiation factor 2B complex.
AUGGCUCCGAAGUCGAAGGGACAACGUGAGGAUCUCAAGCAAGAAGAUGUCUUACAAGCUGUAGUAAUAGCAGACAGCUUCGAUUUGAGAUUUUCACCAAUUUCAAAAAAGAAACCAAGGACACUUUUGCCUGUAGCCAAUGUACCCAUGCUGGAGUAUACCCUGGAGUGUCUGUGUGCAGCUGGAGUUCAAGACAUAUUUAUAUUCUGUUGUCAUCUUGGUGAACAAAUCCGCUCUCAUAUUCGGAACUCAAAGUGGAGUGAUAGUACCUCUCCCUGCUCCGUAUCGACAGUGCUAUCUGAGGGAUGUUUAUCCAUGGGAGAAGCACUCAGAGAAAUUGAUGCCAAGUCUAUUAUCCGCAGUGACUUUAUACUCGUGUUUGGGGAUGUGGUGUCUAAUGUCAAACUACAGGACAUUGUAGAGCAGCACAAAAAGCGUCGCGAAAAAGAUAAAAACACUGUGAUGACGAUGGUGAUGAAGAAGACACCACCCACUCACUGUACACGCUGUCGUGAAGAUGACCUUGUCCUUGCUAUAGAACAGCCAUCUAGCCGUGUCCUUCAUUAUCAGAAACUGGCCUAUCAGAAAAAAGUUGACAUACCAGUGGAAGUGAUAACCGAACACAGCGAUGUCAGUUUACGAUAUGACCUCCUGGACUGUCACAUCAGUAUCUGCUCCCCACAGGUGCCUCAACUCUUCACAGACAACUUUGACUAUCAGACACGUGAUGACUUUGUUAAGGGUAUCCUCAUCAACGAGGAGAUCAUGGGAAAUAGUAUUUAUGUGAAUGUAGUUAAUGAAGAGUAUGCAGCACGAAUAUCCAACCUAAUAAUGUAUGAUGCUGUUAGUCAGGACAUUAUGAGUAGAUGGACGUACCCGCUAGUUCCUGAUAAUACUAACAGUAGUGAGUCGACAGUGUCAUACGGCCGACAUAAUAUCUACCUUAGUAAGGACAUCACAUUAGCAAGGGGCUGUAAGUUGGAGGAGAAUGUUAUGGUUGGUCGGGGGACAUCAGUAGGCAGUAAUACAAUUAUAUCACACUCUGUCAUAGGAAAGAACUGUAGGAUAGGUGAAAAUGUGAAGAUACAAGGCGCCUACCUGUGGGACAAUGUAGUGAUAGAGGAUGGCUGUGAUAUUGAAAGUUCUAUACUUUGUGACGAUGUACUAGUGUACAGUGGAGUCAACCUUCAGGCAGGAAACGUCCUGUCAUGGGGGGUCAAAGUAGGACCAAAUGUGACCAUCCCCAAGGCAACAGUACUACAGUCUUCACCAGUGGAGGACAUCGAUGAUUUUGGUGAUGAAAUAGACGCAACAUGUGAUAAAACAGAUGCUGUAGCUUGUCAAGUGGAGAGUUGUCCAGACUUUGGAUCUCGUGGACAAGCAUAUGUGUACAACCCUCCUACGGAGAGUGAUGAUGAAGAGGAUGAGGCUCAAGUUCAAGAUGUUUGGGGUCUCGACAACAAAACUGAUGAUGAGGAUGAACUCAGCAGUAUCGCUACAGAUGACCAGUCAGAUCUGUCAUCUGAAGGAUCACUCCCAGAUGAUGAAAAAAUGUUCUACAGAGAAGUGCUUGACACCUUGGUUAGAGCUAAAGAAGAAAACAUCCGCACAGAAAAUUUAAUUUUAGAGAUUAAUUCAUUAAAACAUGCAUACAACAUAGAUAUCCAUGACCUACAUGGUAUGGUGGUAAAGGCAGUAAUAGACCUUGCUAUGAAAGACAAUCCUGACCACAAUGGUGGCCAACUUCUCAUCAAUAUAAAGGCGGUUAUGAAGAAACAUAUGGCUUUGAUAAAGAACUACAUCAAGGGUGCUGAUUCACAAAUGGAUUGUUUACACACACUAGAGGAGUUCAGUAUAAUGGAGGAGAGGAUGAGCGGAGUGUUGGUAAAGCUUAUACAUUAUAUGUAUGAAGAUGUGGACCUACUGUCAGAACAGGUGAUCCUCCGCUGGCACCAGUCCAUACCAGACGAGGAAGGUCAUGUGGAGGUCAAACAACAGAUGCAACCGUUUAUAAAGUGGUUACUGGAGGCAGAAGAAGAAUCUUCGGAGGAGGACAGCGAUUGAAUGGGGGAGGACAUUAGAGACAACACCAGACAUUAAAGUUAGAGUAGAGCAGCAUCUGCAUAGGGGAGGACAUUAUAGACAUUACCAGACAUGGAAGUGAGAGGAGGACAGCGUCUAAAUAGGGGAGGACAUUAUAGACAUUAUCAGACAUGGAAGUGAGAGGAGGACAGCGUCUAAAUAGGGGAGGACAUUAUAGACAUUAUCAGACAUGGAAGUGAGAGGAGGACAGCGUCUAAAUAGGGGAGGACAUUAUAGACAUUAUCAGACAUGGAAGUGAGAGGAGGACAGCGUCUAAAUAGGGGAGGACAUUAUAGACAUUACCAGACAUGAAAAUGAGAGGAGGACAGCAUCUAAAUAGGGGAGGACAUUAUAGACAUUACCAGACAUAGAAAUGAGAGGAGGACAGCGUCUAAAUAGGGGAGGACAUUAUAGACAUUACCAGACAUGGAAGUGAGAGGAGGACAGCGUCUAAAUAGGGGAGGACAUUUGUAGACAACACCAGACAUAGAAAUGAGAGGAGGACAGCGUCUAAAUAGGGGAGGACAUUGUAGACAACACUAGACAUCAACAUGAGAGGAGGACAGCGUCUAAAUAGGGGAUGACAUUGUAGACAACACUAGACAUCAACAUGAGAGGAGGACAGCGUCUAAAUAGGGGAUGACAUUUGUAGACAACACCAGACAUAGAAAUGAGAGGAGGACAGCGUCUAAAUAGGGGAUGACAUUUUAGACAACACUAGACAUGGAAAUGAGAGGAGGACAGCGUCUAAAUAGGGAAGGACAUUGCGUAGACACCAGACAUUAACAUGAGAAGAACACACCAACUGAAGAAAAUGUUUUACAUAAGUCAAAGUUAAAGUAUCAUUUUGGUAGAUAAAUUUGAGUGAUUACCUACUACUGGGCAAGCAAGCACAUAAACAAUAUAAUGUACCUCUGGUUAGUGUUGAACCCUGCAUGAGAAAAUUUCCUGCUUUCAAAUUGACAAAAUUUCCAGUAUGUAAGUUGUUUGAUAGAACACUUUUAUUUCACUUGUGGUGCUCAGAUUAUUAAAUACCUUGAAAUGCUGUCAGACUAGCAGAGUAAUUCAGAGUCAUAAUUCUUAUGCAUUCUUAUGUCAGGCAAUUUUGAUGUGUACACCGACAGAAAUUAAUUGGGGAUGCAGAUGGUAGAAGCCCCCUUCUCAGAGUCCAGGGACAAAGCCCCAAUAGGGGAUAAGAAGGGGAGAGGGAGAGGAGGCAAAGGCCCCUUUAAGCUGUGCUGAAAUAAGUUUUUUAUUUUUUUUCCCCAAAUAGUUUGCUUCUUGUGGUGAUGAUGUGUACGCAAUGCAUAUUUACUUCAGGAAACAAGGCAUAAAAUUCAUGAUAUUAACAUGAAGUUUGUCAUGGUCUUAAACAAAUCUUAUGUGUUGACCUGAAGACAUUAUAAUACCUUCCUGUCUGAGUAAC